This is a messenger RNA of Rosa rugosa (rugosa rose), 1982 nucleotides long. Its product is annotated as protein DETOXIFICATION 33. The transcript has 8 exons. Gene Ontology annotation, molecular function: antiporter activity; xenobiotic transmembrane transporter activity. NCBI's taxonomy places the organism in Eukaryota, Viridiplantae, Streptophyta, Magnoliopsida, Rosales, Rosaceae. Bases 189 to 1643 code for a protein of 484 amino acids. Gene Ontology annotation, cellular component: membrane. Gene Ontology annotation, biological process: xenobiotic detoxification by transmembrane export across the plasma membrane. The record is from RefSeq and is a predicted model, not a curated record.
UUCCUUAGUUGAAUCCUUACCAACCUGGCAAGCCAAAGAAACACAGACCAGUAUUUCUCCAACCACCGAAAACCCCUAAAUCUCUUCCCAACUAAAUAAGUAACUAGUAUAAGACCUCACUCUUAGCUAAGUCUUGAAAGCAUUGCAAUACUCCAUCAGUACUAGUUAGCUAGCUUCUCUCAAUAGCCAUGGGGGCCGUAGUAGACGAUACUCCACUUCUGGUAAGUAACCACAGCGGUCAUGAAGACGAAAAGGAACUCGGGUUUAUUCCCAAGUUUCGGAUAGAGUCGCAGAAGCUAUGGAAGAUUGCUGGCCCUGCAAUCUUUACCGCCUUAUGUCAGUACUCGUUGGGUGCUCUGACUCAGACCUUCACCGGGUUCGUUGGGGAGCUCGAGCUCGCUGCCGUCUCCGUCGAGAACUCCGUCGUCGCUGGCCUUGCCUUCGGUGUCAUGUUGGGAAUGGGGAGUGCAUUGGAGACGCUAUGUGGGCAAGCAUACGGUGCGGGACAAAUCAGAAUGUUGGGGGUGUACAUGCAGAGAUCAUGGAUUAUUUUGCUGACCACAUCUCUAUUCUUGGUUCCGAUAUAUGUUUGGUCUCCUCCCAUUCUUGAGCUCAUUGGUGAGACCGAUGAGAUAUCUGAGGCCGCCGGAAAGUUCGCUAUAUGGAUGAUUCCACAAUUGUUCGCCUACGCGCUCAAUUUUCCCAUACAGAAAUUCUUACAAGCACAGAGGAAAGUGUUUGUGAUGGCCUAUAUAUCAGCUGCUGUGCUAGUUUUGCACACCUUCUUCAGCUGGUUGCUAAUUUUGAAGCUCGGGUGGGGAUUGACUGGAGCCGCAAUCACACUCAACACCUCAUGGUGGCUCAUUGUCAUUGCCCAAUUGUUGUACAUCUUCAUUACUAAGUCAGAUGGUGCCUGGAGUGGCUUCUCCAUGCUCGCUUUUGCCGACCUAUGGGGCUUCGUUAAGCUUUCUCUAGCUUCUGCUGUGAUGUUGUGUUUGGAAUUCUGGUACCUGAUGGUGCUUGUGGUUAUAACUGGUCGGUUGGCAGACCCUUUGAUCCCGGUUGAUGCCAUCUCUAUUUGCAUGAACAUACAAGGAUGGGAUGCCAUGAUUGCACUUGGGUUUAAUGCUGCAAUCAGUGUGAGGGUGUCAAAUGAACUUGGAGCUGGAAAUGCCAAGAUAGCAAAAUUUGCGGUGAUAGUGGUUUCGAUCACUUCUGUGUCUAUAGGAGUUGUUUGCAUGGCCAUAGUUCUUGGAACAAGGGAUUACUUCCCUUACCUAUUCACCAGCAGUGAGGCUGUUGCUGAGGAAACUACCCAACUUGCAACCUUGCUUGGCAUCACUGUGCUUCUUAACAGUCUUCAACCAGUCUUAUCUGGUGUUGCUGUUGGAGCUGGAUGGCAAUCUGUUGUCGCGUACAUCAACAUUGGGUGUUACUAUAUUGUUGGAUUGCCAGCUGGAAUACUUCUGGGAUUCACAUUUGCUUUUGGUGUUGAGGGUAUUUGGUCAGGAAUGAUCGGUGGCAUUUGCUUGCAAACCAUAAUCUUGAUAGUUGUCACUUCCUUAACCAACUGGAACACAGAGGCUGAACAAGCCGAGAGCCGUGUCCUCAAGUGGGGAGGAGGAAGAAAUGGAGAGCACUAAAUCGAAGUCUAACAUCUGGAUUAAUCAUCGAUGCAUCAUUGUGCUGCCGAUACAAAUUUUGAUGCUUAAACUCCUUUGUAGUGGAGUGGAUUGGACAAUACUAUUAGUAUGGUACAACUUAAAUUUGCCAGUGUCCGCUGAUCAUGUCCGAAACUAAAUUGAUCAGUAAAGAACUUGAGCGGGUAGUAGUGACACUUCGAUUUUGUUGUAUUUAGGAAAGGAAUGGUUUGGUGAUUUAAUUUUUGUACUAAGAAGAAGUGGAUUUCCUAGUUCAGCAGCAUUUCUGUAAGAUAAUGCAGUUGCCAUCAGUAACUUGAAAUGCUAUUUUUUGCACAUCAA